AUGGAUAUUGAGUCAACAACACAAUUAAACAAGGCUGAAUUUUUCUCUCAUUGGGGGAUCUGCCUAAAGGCUUUGCCUAGUAACUUCAAGUCCAAGAUGAUCAAUGUCACAAGGAGUAUAAAGAAUAUUGGCCAAGAUGACCCCAAACGAGUAAUUCACUCAUUAAAAAUGAGGAUUGCUCUCACAUUGGUGUCCUUGAUUUACUACUCAAGGCCUCUUUAUGAUGGCUUCGGAUUGGCAGGAAUGUGUGUUGUUCUGACAGUGGUUUUCGUAUUUGAAUUCACCGUAGGUGAAACCCUCAACAAAGGUUUAAAUGGAAGAUGUGCUACACUAUUAGCUGGUGCUUUAGGGUUUGGAGGCCAACACUUAGCUACUGUUUUUGGAGAAAGAGGAGAAACUUUUGUACUUGGGACCCUUGUCUUCAUUCUAGUUGCAGGGUCUACGUUUUUCAGAUUUUUUCCCAAGAUCAAGGUAAGAUAUGACUAUGGGGUGGUGACGUUUAUAUUGACAUUUUGUUUGGUUACUGUAUCGGGUUACAGAGUCGAGCAACUCUUUGAGCUUGUUCAUCAGAGUUACAGAGUU
Gastrolobium bilobum is the source of this 582-nucleotide messenger RNA. RefSeq names its product aluminum-activated malate transporter 8-like. Gene Ontology annotation, cellular component: plant-type vacuole membrane. The annotation marks the transcript as partial. Gene Ontology annotation, biological process: malate transport. Lineage: Eukaryota; Viridiplantae; Streptophyta; Magnoliopsida; Fabales; Fabaceae. The record is from RefSeq and is a predicted model, not a curated record. The transcript has 3 exons.